This is a messenger RNA of Dothidotthia symphoricarpi CBS 119687, 1029 nucleotides long. RefSeq lists its product as uncharacterized. The transcript has a single exon. NCBI's taxonomy places the organism in Eukaryota, Fungi, Ascomycota, Dothideomycetes, Pleosporales, Dothidotthiaceae. Bases 1 to 1029 code for a protein of 342 amino acids. The record is from RefSeq and is a predicted model, not a curated record.
AUGGAUCACGGACGUGAUGACGUUACCGAAUCAAACGAGCAGCAGUCGAAGAAGGAUAGUGGAGGUGGAGGUGGAAAUGGUGACCGACCAGAACAUAGAAGAAGCAAAUCUGGAAGCCUCCUAAGCGGGUUCUCGUUUCUCAGGUCGGCAAAAGAAAGUGUACCAAAGCAGCCAGCAGACGACGACGGUCCGCCCGAGAAUGCGGAAGGUGCGAAGCGAGGACCGUCUGUCGUAACUGCUUUGCGCCAGAUUCAGGGCAGGCAAAGAAAAGGGUCCUUGAGGAAGGCCGCUAUGGCGAAGAUGCGAGAGAGGAGUAGUUCCAUACGCAAGGAGCGCACGCCUGGCAAGCCGCCUACCAUCAUCACGACGAUGAGUACAACCUCUUUUGACGACGAAACAACACCUCGCCGCUUCAACUACGAGCACGCGUCAUUCAACUCCUCCUCAGAUAGUGGAUGGCAUCCUGAAAACAACCUAUUCCUGUCAACCUCACCAACUGGAACAUCACUCCAAGCUCCCCCGUCCAUAUUGAGUCCGAAUGGGCCAUAUGCAUCUACCACUACCGACGAUGAUGACACGCUCUCUUUCUUCCGUCCGUCAUCGUCCAGCAACGGCAACGCGUUCAAUAUAGUAGCACAGGGUCCCGCAAUAUCUCUCUCACGCCGGCGCUCAAACCGCUCUGAGAGACGCUUAUCCCUCGCAGAAGUCCAGCCGCCCUCCGAUCUCGAUCUGGAUGAUGACUGGGACUACAGUGAGACAGAGUGGUGGGGUUGGGUAGUGCUCAUUGUGACAUGGAUUGUCUUCGUCGUUGGAAUGGGCUCUUGUUUGGGGGUGUGGAGUUGGGCAUGGGAUGUGGGUGAGACUCCGUAUGCGCCGCCAGAGCUGGAAGACGACGAGUCACUACCGAUUACGGGAUACUACCCCGCGUUGAUGGUGUGCACGGCGGUUAUGAGUUGGGUGUGGGUUGUGGUCGCCUGGGUAGGCAUGAAGUACUUCCGGCAUGCGAAGGUUGUUGGCGAGGAAGGUUAA